This is a messenger RNA of Prunus armeniaca (apricot), 1635 nucleotides long. NCBI's taxonomy places the organism in Eukaryota, Viridiplantae, Streptophyta, Magnoliopsida, Rosales, Rosaceae. The record is from the annotation of a GenBank genome assembly.
AUGUCUGUACAGCGCUGUGUUGAUGAUCUGACCAAAAUCAUAAGCGACGCACCAGGUAAACUGGCACGAUGUCUCCCAUCAGAUUCAUUCUGGAACAUGAUGAUUGUAAUUUCAUGUGUUAUUGCAAUUUCCCUAGAUCCCUUGUUCUUAUACAUUCCAUUCAUCGAUGAGGGAAAGAGAUGCCUUGGAAUGGACACAAGGUUGUGGAAUGUGGCACUGAUUUUGCGAUCUCUAACGGAUAUCACUUUCGUGGUGGAUAUUGGAUAUCAAAUCUAUGAAGGGCUUAAUCAAGCCUACAAGGAGAUCAACGGAAGGAAGUCGGACUGGCAAAAGGAUUGGCAACCGACGUUAAUAAGAAGAGAUGAGAUAAUUCCAUUUGCUAAGAUUUUCGCUCGGGAUUUGACGUGGUGUCCUUUGGUGACUGACCUUCUCUCUGCUUUUCCCAUGCCACAACUUCUAAUGAAUGUUUUUUUCAAAAUGUGGUGGUCGGGAUAUUCAGAACCGAGAAAGAUUGUCAAUUUUUUUCUUCUCAUCCAAUAUCUGCCAAGAAUUUAUCGAAUUAUCUUAGCUUCUUCCGAACUUACAAGGACCAUCAAAAUAUGGAUCAAAUCUCUAUUCAAUUUCUUUUUAUACCUUCUUGCUAGCCAUGUUAUUGGAGCCUUUUGGUACUUCUAUUCCAUUGAACGAGAGACCUUAUGUUGGCACCAGGCUUGUCAAAAUCAAAUAGAUCCCGAGAGAUGCAUGAGUACCUUUUAUUGUGAUCGUGACAAUUCUGCCCAACCAAAUAUCACAUUUUUUGAUGAACAUUGCAACAUAGAUGUUCCAUACAAUGCUACAGAGCCGUUUAAGUAUGGAAUAUUUCUUGAUUCGCUUAAGUCUGGUAUUGCGGGGAAUAAUUAUGAUUUCCACACGAAGUUAUGCUACUCUUUCUGGUGGGGUCUGAGAAAUUUGAGCAACUUUGGCACGAAUCUCGCGACAAGUCAUUCUAUGUGGGAAAACUUGUUUGCAAUUCAAAUUUCUCUCACUGGCUUGCUAUUAUUUGUAUAUCUCAUUGGAAAUGUUCAGACAUUCAUUCAGAUGAGAACCACACAAUCUGAGGAAAUUAGGAAGAAGAUUGAAUUUAAAAAAGAAGCGACAGACAUGUGGAUGGAGAAAAAUGCCAUUCCUGAUGAUGAAAGGAAGGAAAUCAGGAAAAUGAUAAAAAGAAGCGACAGACACCUGGAAGGGGACAAAGAUUCUGUUUUGGAAAAUCUCUUCAAUGUUGUUCCCGGUUAUAUGCAAAAAUUCCUAAAGCAUUUUCUCUGCAUGAAAAUUCUAAAAGAGGUUGAUCUCCUUCAACUUAUGGAUGACAGUGUGCUGAAAAUGAUGUGCGACUGUCUGAAGCCAGUGACGUACGCAGUAGAUCACAUCAUAUUUCCAAAGGAGCACCCAAUUGAUCGCAUGCUUCUCAUUAUAGAAGGCACUGUAUUGACCUACAGCAUAACUCCUAUUCCUAGCCUUACACCUGGUGAAGAAAAAGAUUCUGGUGCUGCCCCAUCCCCAUUCCCCAUCAAUGGCCACCAAGCAACUUGGGAAAGGUGGUGUUUAUGGAGAAGAGCUUCUGACGUGGGCAUCGCCCAAGAAAACUGGGAUUGA